Molecule: messenger RNA, 3546 nt
Organism: Sporothrix schenckii 1099-18
Lineage: Eukaryota; Fungi; Ascomycota; Sordariomycetes; Ophiostomatales; Ophiostomataceae
Product: AP2-associated kinase
Exons: 3
Coding region: 1-3546 (1181 amino acids)
Biological process (GO): actin cortical patch assembly; protein autophosphorylation; actin filament organization
Cellular component (GO): cytoplasm
Molecular function (GO): protein serine/threonine kinase activity; ATP binding
Source: RefSeq, a predicted model, not a curated record
AUGGCGUCCCACAGUCAGGCCAUGCCGGCGUCCCGGCCAGGCCAGCACCGUUCGCAGCCGCCACCGCCACAAUAUCACAGCCAGCCGCAGCAGCAGGUGCCAGCUGCCCCCCACGGUACGGCACCACAAGGCACCUUUGCGCCGGGCACCAAGAUCCAGGUUGGCAGCCAUCGCGUGGUUAUCCAAAAGUACCUUUCCGAGGGCGGUUUCGCCCACGUCUACCUCGUCAAGUUGCAGUCACCGAUUGACGGCACCGAUCUCGCCGUACUCAAGCGCGUUGCCGUGCCCGACAAGGAUGCCCUGCGCAGCAUGCGCACCGAGGUCGAGACUAUGAAGCGCCUCAAGGGCCACCGCGCCAUUGUCACCUACUUUGACUCGCACGCCUCCGAGCUUCGUGGCGGCGGCUACGAGGUGUUCUUGCUCAUGGAGUACUGCGACGGCGGCGGCCUCAUGGACUUUAUGAACACGCGCCUGCAGCACCGCCUCACGGAGCCCGAGAUCCUGUCCAUAUUUAGCGACGUCGCCGAGGGCGUUGCCUGCAUGCACUACCUCAAGCCGCCGCUUCUGCACCGCGACCUCAAGGUCGAAAAUGUUUUGAUCAGCAAGGGUGGCAGCGGCAAGAGUGGCGGCAGCAGUGCGCGCCGUCGCUUCAAGCUGUGCGAUUUUGGUUCCGCCGCACCGCCCAAGGCUGCACCUGUGUCCGUGGUCGAGUGCCGCCUCAUGGAUGAGGACGUGCAGAGGCACACGACUCUGCAGUACCGCAGUCCCGAGAUGAUCGAUGUCUACCGGCGACAACCCAUUGACGAGAAGUCUGACAUUUGGGCGCUAGGUGUGCUUCUAUACAAACUCUGCUAUUAUACGACACCAUUCGAGGACCAAUCCUCGCAGCUGGCCAUUCUCAACGCCAGCUAUCGGUUUCCAAGUCACCCAACCUUUUCUGACCGCUUAAAAGCGUUGAUUGGUUCCAUGUUACGAGAGGACCAAGGCGUUCGUCCAAACAUCUACCAAGUCCUCAAGGAGUCUUGCGCCAUGCAAGGCAAGGACACUCCUGUCAAAGAUAUCUAUUCCGGCCGAUCACAAUCCGAGCCGCGAGGGGGCGACAGAGCCUCGGCCGCCGAUAAGAACUCUGUGUCUGCGCCUGUUGUUGGUGCCGUCUUCGCGCCCACAUCCAAACCACAGCAGGCCAUCCCCGACAUCGUCCCGAUGCGACGGGGUCGUCCGACAGCAGCACCCGCUGGCCAGCCAGCAACGUCGUCUGCCCAGAAACCGAGCGCCUCUCCAAUGCGUGUCACCAAGGGCGAUCCCUUUGCUGCCCUUGACUCCAAAUCGACAAGCCAGUCUGCCGAUGAGCUGUCCAACAGGUUUCCCACGUUGGACCAGUUCUCCAUCUUGCACGACCAGGGCACGCGGUUCAGUUUCGACGAUCAACAGGCCGCGGCCGGUGGGUCAUCCGUUGCAGCGUCUACCGAAGCAGACAAAACCAAGGAUUUGAAGCAGAGGGUCACUGAGCGUCUGGCAGGCGAUGCGUUUGUUUCCGCUCCGCAACCCACGGCCAACACAAAGUCGACACCGCAAGCUGCAGCUGCAGCUGCCACGGCGGCCGUAGCGGCUGGCAAGGUUUCGCCAUCCAUGGCUGGUAUCACGAAAACUGUAUCGGACCCGGUUCGGCCAACAAACCGACUGCCUGGUCAUAUCGACGCGUCCUCCGAGAGCUCCGCUAAACCAACAGCGCAAGUACCGCAACGAGCGUCAGAGAUGAGCCGUGCAUCGGCGAUCAUCUCUAGCACGCCUGAACUCCAGGCCAUUUCUGCGCAGCGCGAGCAGAAGCCCAAAAUGGUGUCUACAGGAACCAUGACGUCUCCCUCUCCGACACCGCCGCCGCCAGACUUGCCCAACCGGAUGCCACAGUAUCAGGUCUUCCGCUUCCCACCAACAGACCACCAGAACCCCAACCGCGCGUCCAGCCUUCCUCGAAAGCCAUACCAAGACUUGAGCGGUGGUGGCCCCGGUGAACACAGCCAGACGCCGCCGCCGCACCUGCGGACACAAGCACAGGCAAUGCACAUCCGACAUCCAUCCUCGUCGCGUCCGUCGCUGGAAGGCCAACGCCCUAACACCGACUCGUUGGAGCCGGUCACAACCUCUGUGCCCUCGUUGCCGAGUCGCCCUCGACCAACGAGCACGUACCUCGAGUCGAACAUGGACUACUUGCGUGAGCGCGAAGUGAGUGGAGGCAACGCCGGCCACAGCGAUUUCAGAGCUCCUUCGGUCUCGCCUCGGCCUGGCCUCGAUCACAACAAGAACAACGGCGGCAGCAGCAACUGGGACGAGACACCCAUUGAGUCAAAUGUGGAUUAUCUUCGGUCGAUGGAAGAGCAGCCUGAUAAUAAGCGCGACCGUGGCCUGGCCAAGAUGAGCGGCGGCAAGCGGUCGAGCAUGACGGCACUUGCAGGCACAAAAAAUCUUUUUGCUGGCAAGUUCGGCGACGCUUUUAAACGGUUCGAAACAAGCACGGGUGGCAGUAGUGGCAGCGGCAGCAGGGACAACAGGGACAACAACUCGGCGGUUCUUGGUCCUAGUCGCACUCCGUCGCCCCUGAAACAGCUUGAGCGCAACGACAGCAGCUACGGCGGCACCGGUAGUGGCGAAAGAUACCGUGGCGACCCCUAUGACAACAACGAGCUGCCGCUCGAGGUGACGGACGACAUGCCGCCCGAGGUACGUCGUGAAAUUGAGCGUCGUCGUCUGUCGAUGGAGGAGAAGCGCGUGGCUGCUGCGGCUGCCGAAUACCGCCAGCGCCUGGCCAGGGUGGACACGGGCUCCACCUCGCUCUCACGGACGACAACCAGCUCCAGCGGCGCGCCUGCACCCAUGCCGCUCCCCAAGAGCAUGCCCAAGAGCAUUGGCGGUGUGUCGCGUGCUGUGUCGAUACAGAACCGCGUGCAGAACCUGUUGAGCGAGGCGCGGUCAUCGGCGCCGGCAACCCGUACUGCUUCGGGUUACGGCCACUUUACGGACGACGGCAGCAAUGCCAGUGGUGGCGGUGCUGGUGUUGGCCGGUCGGAUUCGGUUGCGCGCUCUGCACCCGUCGCCAACGCUCGCGGUAGUUUCGACGAGCGGCCCGAAGUGCAUAGGAAGCCUGUCCUCGUGGGCCGGAAUUCAAUGACAAUAUCCGACGACCACCACGGUGGUCCUCCGCCACCUAAACCGUCGGCCAAGCCGAAGCCCAUGCAUCUCAACAAGCCUCUCCCACUGAUCGGCAAGAACAGCAACAGCAACGCACAGCCGGGCUCGCCGAAUGCGGCCUACCCUGCGUCGCAACCCGUCAACGCACGCAGUGCGGCUACUCUGCCAAGCAAGACCGGCGCUUCGGGAUCGCAGUCAGCCUUGAUGGCGCCGGAUCUGCCUGGCCAGCCGGUGCUCGAAGGCAUGUCGGUUCAGGACCGGGAUGACUAUAUCCGCGACUUUACACGGCGGUUCCCGAGCCUGACGUCGAUUGAGAUGGUGGAGCGGGACCUGUCUGCCGAGGACGCGCAUCGGCAGUGA